CAUAAACAUAAAAAGAGUAAGAAGAGAAGUAGCAAAAAGCAAAAGAAGAAGAGAUACUCAGACACAGAAAGUGAGUCUUUAUCAGAAAGUGAAAAGGAAGAAGAGCCGGAAAAGAUUUUGGAUAAAUCUCAAUUGGAAACCUCAGAGGAUCUUUGGGUAGAAAAACAAGUGGAUCUUCCUCAAGAUCUGGCACCUAUUGGUCCUGUUCCUUUAAUUGAAAAUGGAAUACAUAACGAGAGACAGUAAGUUGAUAAAAACAAGCUUUAUAUCAAUAACUCAUGUUUGUAUUAGAUAUGGUAGCGCAUUACUUCCCGGUGAAGGUUCAGCCAUGGCAGCUUAUGUGCAACAGGGCAAACGUAUUCCUCGUCGUGGUGAAAUUGGCUUGAGUGGAGAUCAGAUUGCUGAAUUUGAAAAAGCAGGUUAUGUGAUGAGUGGUAAUCGACACCAACGUAUGAAUGCGGUUCGUCUUCGUAAAGAAAACCAAGUUAUUUCAGCUGAAGAAAAACGACUAGUAUUACAACAUGCACAGGAACAGAAACUUCGACGAGAAAAUGAAAUCAUUUCAGGCUUUAGAGAAAUUUUGGGUGAAAAGCUCAAGAAAGAAUAAAAUCAAUAACAAUUACACUUUUGUUGAUUAUCAAUCUUUUUUUAAAAUACAAUGAAAAUGACAUAUGUUAAGCACCACUCUAACAUUUUA
This is a messenger RNA of Rhizopus microsporus ATCC 52813, 697 nucleotides long. Its product is annotated as DUF926-domain-containing protein. Gene Ontology annotation, molecular function: chromatin binding. Lineage: Eukaryota; Fungi; Mucoromycota; Mucoromycetes; Mucorales; Rhizopodaceae. The transcript has 2 exons. Gene Ontology annotation, cellular component: nucleus. The record is from RefSeq and is a predicted model, not a curated record. The coding region runs from base 221 to 607 and encodes 128 amino acids. Gene Ontology annotation, biological process: regulation of gene expression.